Messenger RNA from Ceraceosorus bombacis, 1570 nucleotides. Lineage: Eukaryota; Fungi; Basidiomycota; Exobasidiomycetes; Ceraceosorales; Ceraceosoraceae. The record is from the annotation of a GenBank genome assembly.
AUGGCAGCUCUUCGCUCACCAGUCGGCGCUCUGCGCUCUGCUUUCAGGCAACCCGCUAGCGUGAGUUGUGGUUGUGAUGUCUUGGCGAGAAGUACUGCACCAUACUGACUCGUGCAACCUUGAUGCUAUGACAGAGAUUGCUCAGCCAACGUCCAGCAUCGGCCUUUUACAGCACCACAGUCGACUCCUCGAACGCCGAGUCUGUGCACAUCACUGCCGCAUCCUCGUCCGCCACUGGCGUACCCUCGGGUGAUAGCGAGCCAUUCACAGUUCAGUUGGAUGCCAACUCAUUCAAGGCAUACAAGACCGACAUUCCUUCUCUGGAGAUCGAAACCAGCAAGAACCAGUUGCUCCACUUGUACGCCGAGAUGGUCAAGAUGCGCAGAAUGGAAAUGGCUGCAGAUCAGCUAUACAAGCAAAAGCUGAUCAGAGGGUUCUGCCACUUGGCCAUCGGCCAGGUGAGUGCCGAAAGCUGAGCAGAGAGGGCGUCUGGGCGCAGCAAUAGAAGCUUAGGUCCCGAAACUCCCCUUGAUCUUCGCAGGAAGCCGUCGCUGUAGGCAUGGAAGCUGGCAUGAAGCCCUCCGACAAGUUGAUCACAGCCUACAGAUGCCACCCAUUCACUGUGCAGCGCGGAGGAACGAUCAAAUCCGUGAUUGCUGAGCUCUUUGGUCGCGAGGCUGGCAUCAGCAAGGGAAAGGGAGGGUCUAUGCACAUGUUCACCCCUACCUUCUUUGGCGGCAACGGUAUCGUCGGUGCACAAGUGCCAGUCGGCGCUGGACUUGCUUUCGCUCAAAAGUAUCUCGGAACUCAAGACGCCGUAUUUGCAAUGUACGGUGAUGGUGCAUCGAACCAAGGACAAGUCUUCGAGGCUUUCAACAUGGCCAAGCUCUGGGAUUUGCCGUGCGUCUUCGUCUGCGAGAACAACAAGUACGGCAUGGGUACGAGCGCGGAACGCUCUAGUAUGAACACUCAGUACUAUACUCGUGGUGAUGUCAUUCCCGGUAUUCAGGUCAACGCGAUGGACGUCCUGGCUGUUCAAAAGGCGACGAAGCACGCCUCCGAAUUUACGUUGGCUGGCAAUGGACCUCUGUUGAUGGAGCACGUCACCUACAGAUAUGGUGGACACUCUCUGUCUGACCCAGGAACGACGUACAGAACCAGAGAUGAGAUUCAGUCCAUGCGAAGCUCGUCAGAUCCCAUUCAGGGACUCAAGAGCAAGAUUUUGGAGUGGGGUGUGGUGGACGAGGCGUCGCUGAAGAAGAUCGACAAGGAAGCGAAGGAGGAGGUCGAUCAAGCUGUGGAGGAGGCCAAGCAGAGUCCCGAGCCUGACGCAAAGGAGCUUUGGACCGACAUUUAGUGUGUAAAGGAAGCUUUGACACGGCGCACAAUCCUUCGCUGACUUGAUCGCGCAAUAUUCUUAUUUCCGCUCGCAGCUACAAAGGCACCGAGCCAGACUGGAUGCGUGGCCGCACUCUCGACGAGUGAGUGAGCUGUGUAUGGUCAAUCUUGUUGGUCAUUGUGCUGACGACCUGACUUGACAUUGAAUGGUAGGAUCCACCGCUUCCGCUGA